UUAUAGAUACAGGAGCCAACGAAGAGGACGGACCUCCAGCACGAUCUUCAUCAGUUGGCGAUUGGAUGGAGGAUAAGCCCGUUGAAGGCAAACCAAGGCUGCUAUGGCUGCUGCUAUUCGAAAGAGGAGGAGGAGGAGGGGGGGGAGAGGAGGAGGCAGAGGAGGAGGAGGAGGAGGAGGAGGAGGGGGAGGAGGAGGAGGAGGGGACGACCACAACAUCUGGCGCAUUUGGUACAGCAGAUGAUAGUGACGAUGAAGAAGGAUCCAUCGAAGGUGAAAGCUCGGGCGUCGUAGAGUUUUGUGAGGUGGGGGGAAUAUUGAUCACUGUCGUCGAAUCGGAGUCUUCGGAUGACGAUCCAUCAAUGAAUGGCGGAGACGACGAGAAGGCAACGGGCGAAGAUGGACUGACAUCAUCUGGACUAGAAGAGGGUACAGCGUUGCCAGACGCGAGUGGAUUGUCACGAAGAUCAGAAGAAGAAGACGGAGAAAGAGAAGACAAUUCUGCAGACGAAGAAGAAAGUGAUGAUGACGAUGCUGCUGCUGCUGAUGCUGAUGCUGCCGCUGCUGCUGACGAUGAUGAUGAUGACGGUGAUGAUGACGGUGAUGAUGACGGUGAUGAUGACGGUGAUGAUGACAGUGAUGAUGACGGUGAUGAUGACGGUGAUGAGCCAGAGUCAUUGUCAGGAAGAGGAUUGGAAGACAGAAGAGAAGAAGAAGGAAAGGGAGAGGUGGAAGAUGACGAUUGGACGGUAGACGCCUCAGAGACAGUGGAUGCAGGGGAAUCUAAAGAGGCAUGGGGCGAUGGUGAUGACGAUGACGCAGCAGGUCUUGCAGUCAUGUUCUCCCAACUACCCAAUUCUGGAACAUCAGCAAUAGACAACGAUGGAGAAGAUCCAGAAGCGUCCCCUACCAUCAGGCCAGUACCAUUGAACUGUUGUACAGCAACUACGGUGGGGGACGAAAAGGACGAGGAGUUAUGGCCAUGGCUAUGCGGCGAUGAAGAAAGAAGGAUCGCCGGCGCUGACGAGGAGAAGGAAUCCAUUGGCAUGCUUGAUGCAGAGUAGACUGACAGCUGCAGUUCCUGUACAGGUUCCCCGCU
Chara braunii is the source of this 1099-nucleotide messenger RNA. Lineage: Eukaryota; Viridiplantae; Streptophyta; Charophyceae; Charales; Characeae. The record is from the annotation of a GenBank genome assembly.